Messenger RNA from Neltuma alba, 1126 nucleotides. RefSeq lists its product as uncharacterized. The transcript has a single exon. The record is from RefSeq and is a predicted model, not a curated record. NCBI's taxonomy places the organism in Eukaryota, Viridiplantae, Streptophyta, Magnoliopsida, Fabales, Fabaceae. The coding region runs from base 232 to 807 and encodes 191 amino acids.
UCCGGGUUUGGGACGUUGGAGUUCGAGAGGCCUUGUGGGGUCCCCUUUGUCUUUCAUUGAACCCAAAUGACAAAACAAAAUGCAAUUGGGUUUCUUCCAUUCUUCUUCCUUCCCAGAAAAUGUUAAAACAAGCUUCAAUGGCUCCUUUUCUGUCUUGUGCAUAAUCAAAUCUUCCCUCAGAUCAUCUAGCACAAUCCUUCACAAUAGUAUUGUUUCAUUCAGUCAUUCUCAAUGUUGCUAAGAAACUCCAUUUCCAACACCAAGAAGUUCUUCAGAAGGACCCUCAACAACUUCAAGUCUUUCUUCUCUUCAGGAUACCACAGGCUUCCAAAAACAUCUCCCCACCAUCACUUUCCCUAUUCUUCACCUAGUCCUCUCAUCCUCAUGGACACCCAUCAAAGUAAUUCAGAAUUGGAGAAGCUCAAUACUCACCAAUGGGAUUCCUCAGAGAAAGAGAAGGCAGAGAGAAGGAGCCAGGAAAAGGAGGAGUAUUAUCAUCGAAGUCCUGUACAGAAGAAGAAGAUGAAGCAGAUAGAUAAAAGAGACAAUGAGAGGAACAUGAUUAGUCAUCAAAAAGGGAGGCAUGAAGAGUCACCAGUGAGAAAUUUAAUGGUGGAAAGGAGGCUGAGGGAGCUAGAGAUGCUGGAUAUGGGGAAUGUGGAAUAUGUGUUGGACAUUGAAGAGGUUCUUCAUUACUAUUCAAGGCUCACUUGUCCUGCAUAUCUUGAAAUUGUGGAUAACUUCUUCAUGCAGAUCUACUCUGAGUUCUUUGCUUCUGUUUCUAAAUUGCCCCCUCCAAAUCAAUAAGCCUCUUUCCCUGCUUACUUGAUUCUCUUUGUUUAUUGACCCUACAUUAUUAGAACUGUUUGGUCUGUUUCAAUAAUUUAAAUUUAUUUUUGUUUCUUUCAGAUAUUCAUUCAUCAACACUGAGACUAUUCUUUUGACAUAUUUAUUAUAUAGGGACGUGAUUAUGAAUGAUAUGUAUAUGUAUAUGCAUUUCACAUAUACACUUGGAUAAGCAAAUUCAGAAUACAUUCAGGAAGUUGCAAUCACACUGUAAAUGUAAAUUUCUUUCAAGAUCAGAAACUAGUUUUAGCUCAACCUGCAGGAAUGGAAGGUGUCUAUU